CGAUAACUCGUUCAAAGAUACUACUAAAAGCGUCAACGUGUAGCACUCUCCCUUCGUUUAGUGCUAAAAACGCUGAAAUUGCCCCACGUUUUUUUGGCUGUGCUCUCUAACUCAGUUUCUCCCAUUAAAUUUGAGGAAUUAAUUUUUUAUAAUAUCCAAUUUGCAGAAAACAUUUGUACGUAUAAAUUAUUACCAUGUGUGGAAUAUUAGCUGUUUUGGGCUGCUCUGAUGAUUCUCAGGCAAAGAGGGUUCGGGUUCUCGAGCUUUCUCGCAGAUUGAAGCAUCGUGGGCCUGACUGGAGUGGAAUAUAUCAUGAUGGGGACUGUUAUUUGGCCCAUCAGAGACUGGCCAUCGUCGAUCCAGCUUCCGGCGACCAGCCGCUCUUCAACGAGAACAAGAAGAUUAUAGUCACUGUAAAUGGAGAAAUCUACAACCACGAAAAGCUUCGUGAGCUUCUACCGAAUCACAAUUUCCGUACCGGAAGUGAUUGUGAUGUCAUCGCUCAUCUCUAUGAAGAAUUUGGAGAGGAUUUUAUCGAUAUGCUCGAUGGUAUGUUUUCGUUCGUGCUGCUCGAUUCUCGUGAUAACAGCUUUAUUGCGGCUCGUGAUGCGAUUGGAAUAACUUCUCUGUAUAUCGGCUGGGGGCUCGACGGCUCUGUUUGGAUAUCGUCCGAGCUCAAAGGUCUUCACGACGAGUGUGAGCAUUUCGAGGUUUUCCCGCCAGGUCACAUAUACUCGAGUAAAAAUGGAGGUUUUAAAAGGUGGUAUAAUCCUCCGUGGUUUUCCGAAUCUAUUCCUUCGACUCCUUACGAUCCGCUAGUUCUGAGACGUGCUUUUGAACAAGCUGUUGUGAAGAGGCUUAUGACUGAUGUACCCUUUGGAGUUCUUCUGUCGGGAGGGCUCGACUCGUCGUUAGUCGCCUCUGUUACCGCUCGUUAUUUGUCGGGCACGAAAGCAGCUAAACGAUGGGGUUCUCAACUUCAUUCCUUCUGCGUGGGCCUUGAGGGAUCACCCGAUCUAAAAGCUGCGAGAGAAGUUGCUGAUUAUUUGGGCACGGUUCAUCACGAGUUUCACUUCACUGUCCAGACAUAUGACGUGACUACGAUCCGAGCAAGCACCCCAAUGUUCCUCAUGUCGCGUAAGAUCAAGUCGCUUGGGGUCAAAAUGGUAAUUUCUGGUGAGGGCUCGGAUGAGAUUUUCGGUGGUUACUUGUACUUCCACAAGGCCCCGAACAAGGAAGAGUUUCAUCGUGAAACUUGUCGAAAGAUCAAAGCACUUCACCAAUAUGAUUGUUUGAGGGCAAAUAAGGCAACUUCCGCAUGGGGUCUCGAAGCUCGGGUCCCCUUUUUGGACAAGGAGUUCAUGAAUGUGGCUAUGAGCAUUGAUCCCGAGUGGAAAAUGAUAAAACCCGACCAGGGGCGAAUCGAGAAGUGGAUUCUUAGGAGAGCUUUCGACGACGAGGAAAAUCCGUAUCUCCCCAAGCAUAUUCUGUAUCGGCAGAAGGAACAAUUCAGUGAUGGCGUCGGUUAUAGUUGGAUCGAUGGGCUUAAAGCUCAUGCGGCCGAGCAUGUCACGGACAAGAUGAUGCUUAAUGCCGCGCAUAUCUUCCCGCAUAACACUCCAACCACUAAGGAGGCCUACUAUUAUCGGAUGAUAUUCGAGAGAUUCUUCCCACAGAACUCGGCCAAGCUCACGGUUCCUUGUGGGCCCAGCGUGGCUUGUAGUACUGCAACUGCCGUGGCAUGGGAUGCAUCGUGGUCGAAAAACUUGGACCCUUCUGGCCGGGCAGCCUUAGGCGUGCACGACUCGGCCUACGAGAAUAAUCCACCCAACAUUGGCUUGGCAGCAUCCAAUGUAGUUGGGCCCAUUCCACUAAACAAUGGGCCGAGCCCACCAGAGCUCACUAUCCGAAGCUAGUAUCUUUCAUGGUGUCAAUAAAGGCUUAAUUAGCCGUGUGUGAGGCAGAUUUGUUUGGUGUGUUGACGAAUAUGAUGAAGCUACGAUAAAAAUUGUUGUUUGAUGUAUAACGAAUAUGAUGAUGAUCAAUGCUACUAUGAUGGGUUUGUUGUGUAGGGAAAAUGGUCGAGCUUGAGCUUGAUUAGUAGUAGCUUCUGUUUUUUAUGUCUCUUUUAUUUCUUUGUUUUAUGUUUGUCGGAGUCGAUGCUUGAAAGGAGUUGUUAUGUGCAAUGCAAUAUAUUUAAUAUGCACGAUAUCGGUUUCGGUUUUGGUUUCUUGUAUACGAUACGACCGAGUGUGAACUUUGCUAGGUCGAAAUGAAAUUGGUGAUAUUUUUAUACGGUACGCUAUUUAAAACAUUGAAUUUACACGUACACGUACACACAUAAUAUUUUUGGCAGAUUCAUUCAUUAAUAUUAGUAAUUAUUAGUGAUUUUCUAGGAAUUUAGGCAGUUUUAUGUACUCAGUACAUCCAUAAUUCAUCCACAAAGCCUAGAAAUUUUCAAGUUAGGCUCUCCUCUUGGUAAUUAUUUAUUUGGAUUUUUG
Striga asiatica is the source of this 2501-nucleotide messenger RNA. NCBI's taxonomy places the organism in Eukaryota, Viridiplantae, Streptophyta, Magnoliopsida, Lamiales, Orobanchaceae. The record is from the annotation of a GenBank genome assembly.